Messenger RNA from Varroa destructor (honeybee mite), 2054 nucleotides. RefSeq names its product RNA-binding protein 1-like. The record is from RefSeq and is a predicted model, not a curated record. Gene Ontology annotation, molecular function: RNA binding. Lineage: Eukaryota; Metazoa; Arthropoda; Arachnida; Mesostigmata; Varroidae.
GGAAAUGUUGAAUAGUUAGCACACGUAAUUGGUCUGUGCUUGUGCAACAUGUGCAAUGUCUAGAUACAAGUGGCAAAUGAGAGCGAAGGAAGAUAACGAAUCAGCAAUUUUCCCUCCCCGAUAGCUUCGAGAGGUCAUACUGGUAUUCGAUCGCUGAGUGUCAACUUUUUCUAUAUUUUAAAUCUUAUUGUGUGCAGACGCAGAACAAAUGUUGUGUAUAAAAAGUAUGUAUUGAUAUGACUCUCGAACUGGUAGAAGUUUAAUCUGUACAAUGAAUGAACAAGCACAUUUACAGUAUUCUCAAAAGAAAUUCAAGGUCAUUUAAGCACAAGCUAGUUAUCUUUGUGCAAACGUAAUGGAAUCAUCAUCGGUUGGUGACAUAUGUUACGCGUCGCUUGAUAAGCACCGAUUUUAUUCAAUACCGCUAUAAAAAUAGCGUGACUGACACAGGGUCGAAUGGGUCGUGGCGGUUCGUUAGGGUACGAUGGAGGGGCAAAAGUAUACGUGGGCGGACUGCGUUACGGAGCCACGGAACGAGAUGUUGAGAGGAUGUUUGAUAAAUACGGACCAAUUGAGCGAAUAUUUGUCGCUCGACGUCCUCCAGGAUUCGCGUUCGUUCACUUCAGCCGAGAGGAAGAUGCUGAAGAAGCUGUCAGACGAUGCGAUGGCCGCGAACUAAACGGCCAUAGCAUCCGCGUCGAGAUGUCACAUGGCAGGCGAACGAAUCGCAAAGCAUGGUGGAGAAAAACAACACAACAACAGCAGCAGCAACAACAACAACAACAACAACAACAACAACAACAACAACAACAACAGCUCGCUCGACCUUCUCCGAAAACACGAGCCUAUUCGAGUCCUUCAGUCUCGUUCUUCUGCAACUUCUGGCCAUUCCUCCUUAUCACUUGUGCAAUGCAUGACGUAAUUCGUUCAACUCGUCUAAAUGUGCCGCUCGACAGUGUACUUCGGUCGAUAGACCUUGAAACAUAACGGGACGACCUCACUUGUAACGCCUCAAUUGUGGACGGCGAAUUGUACGCGUCAGCGCUGCUUAGGGGUCAACUCUACCACAAUAACUACCACGUAGAAUUUUCGGGGCCCCUUUGCCAUUAGGGCUUAGGACAAUGUCUACAGUAAAGUUACGUCAAUUCUACAUUGUCGACGUAGAAAGGCGACGCGGUAAAAAUCAGCAGUAGUAGGAAAGAUGAGCUCAAGAGACGUAACAGGUUACAAUUUACCCGAACAAACUGUUAAGUUGAGCCUUCGUAGAUGCCCACACCAGUGGUGGUAGGUGACGACAAUUCAAAGGACUGCUUGCAAGUUAGAGAUAUUCCGCCACUUUGUAUUGGUUUACCAGCUGAUGUCCAUUACCCCCAUACGGUCUCUGCGAUUUUUCUACGCGCAUGUAGACGUUUGCUGAUUAGUUAUUACCCGGCAUAGUCUAAGCUAUUGUAUUUCCUGGAAAGUUUUUGCUUUGAACAUACGAAGUUGGUUCGUAAUGUGCAGAACCAAUUAAGUGAAUUGCAAAUUUUACAAAACAAGAUCUGUACGCCGUAAAAUAUUUAUGUAAAAAUACGUGACGGGCGUUAUAAAUUAUAUGGGUCAUUAUACGGGCUGACAUCCUUGUAAUAUCGUUUUUUUCUUUGGGAAGGAAAACCUUCAUCGUCCGUUGUCUUGAUAAAGAAGAAUCUUACGCUAGAAUAUCUGAGAGCAGUAAGUUCUAUUAUGUAGUAGAGGUAUAUGGUGCAGCUCAAGCUCAACGAUGAUUUCGAUUAUUGUUAUAGCUUUUUCUUUGCUGUAACUUCUGACCACUGUUAAUAUCGUAGUUGUUUUCAUCGAUAGUGACGUACACGAAUCAGAUUAAUUGUACUGAAGUAUGUUACAUACUUUCACGAUCAUUGCGAAUUAUCGAAAUGUUUAGAUAAGUCAACUCCAAUUUAUUGUACAUUAAUACCAACAAAAGGCAAAAUCUAAAAGACAGACGGGAUUCGCGAUCUCGGUCACGCUCUUCAUCGAGAGGUCGCGAUAGGAGGGUACGAAGGGACUCCCGAAGUCGG